Molecule: messenger RNA, 780 nt
Organism: Ipomoea nil (Japanese morning glory)
Lineage: Eukaryota; Viridiplantae; Streptophyta; Magnoliopsida; Solanales; Convolvulaceae
Product: ankyrin repeat domain-containing protein 6-like
Exons: 2
Coding region: 1-780 (259 amino acids)
Molecular function (GO): protein binding
Source: RefSeq, a predicted model, not a curated record
AUGGCAAGUAACAGAGAAGAAAGCGCCACCUUGUUGUCGGCGGCCUACAGAGCGGCAACCUCGUCAUCAAAGGCUCUGCCGCCGCAUGAUAUGGAAACCCUUGGCCGUUUUUGGAAGGAGGCAAGAAACAGGCCGGUGGAUAUACGAGGAAACACCAUCCUCCAUUUCCUUGCGGUCUAUGGAAACGUGGGUGCGCUUAGAGCGUUGAUUCAAGAAUGUGUGGUUAGCAUCGAAGAGCUUGGGAUGAUGAACAACGAUGGGGACACGCCGUUGCAUAAGGCGGCGAGGUUUGGGCAAAAGGAGGCGGUGCAUAUCAUGUUAUCUGCGGACAUGAAUCUUGCCUGUGCUGCAAACAUCUUAGGAGAAACUCCUCUUUAUGUUUCGGCGGCUGCCGGUGAAGAACAAGUGUUUUCCAUAUUGCUAUCAGCAACAGUAGCAACAUAUGAUCCGGAGCACUCCACUUUGAAGAGAGAGGAUGGUUGUACGAUUCUCCAUGCAGCCGUAAUGAAUGAACAUUAUGAUCUGGCAAUGGAGAUACUGAGCAAGUUUCCUAAGCUUGCUUGUAAGCCAAAUGGAAGGGGCAUGACUGCCCUCAAUGUGUUGGCUACGCAUCACCAUUCAUUCAGGAGUGCAUCUCCCUUCAGCUUCCAAGUUCUGGGCACCAUGCCACUCUUCUUUUGGCAGCUUUUUGAAACCAUAAUCUAUUGCUGUAAGUACUUUACUUUUAUGCUGAGAGUUACAUCUAAUGUAACAAUUAGAUCCAAUGCGGUGACCUCCUAG